Messenger RNA from Volvox carteri f. nagariensis, 285 nucleotides. RefSeq lists its product as uncharacterized. The annotation marks the transcript as partial. The record is from RefSeq and is a predicted model, not a curated record. NCBI's taxonomy places the organism in Eukaryota, Viridiplantae, Chlorophyta, Chlorophyceae, Chlamydomonadales, Volvocaceae. Gene Ontology annotation, molecular function: protein kinase activity; ATP binding. Gene Ontology annotation, biological process: protein phosphorylation. The transcript has a single exon.
GAUGUCCUGCAAUUGCUGGCGGCCUGUACGGAGCCGCCUCAUCUGGCGCUUGUGACGGACUAUUGCGCGUCGGGAUCGCUGUAUCAGCUGUUGCACGGCCCGCGGCCUGGCGGCGGCUGCCCCCCCUGGACCCAACUCGUGUCCAUCUGCCUGGGGGUGGCUCAAGGGAUGGCCUGGCUCCAUCGCCACUCAAUCCUGCACCGGGACUUGAAGUCUGCGAACAUCCUCCUGGAUAACGGCGGGAACGCGAGGAUUGCGGACUUUGGGCUGGCCAAGAUUUACAAC